Messenger RNA from Aspergillus ochraceoroseus IBT 24754, 1038 nucleotides. RefSeq names its product NmrA/HSCARG family protein. The record is from RefSeq and is a predicted model, not a curated record. Lineage: Eukaryota; Fungi; Ascomycota; Eurotiomycetes; Eurotiales; Aspergillaceae. The transcript has 4 exons. The coding region runs from base 1 to 1038 and encodes 345 amino acids.
AUGACUGUGACGAAGAAGCUCAUCACCGUUUUUGGUGGCACAGGGAACCAAGGUACCUCGGUGGUUCGCUCGCUUCUGGCACACAAAGAUCAAUUAUUCCAAGUGCGAGUGAUCACCCGGGACCCGGAAUCGAGUAAAGCUCAGGAACUUGCAAAGCUUGGUGCAGAGAUCGUGCUGGCAGAAGGAAGUGAUCGAAGCCAAACUACCGCCGCGUUCAAAGGAAGCUGGGGAGCCUUUAUCAACAGCAAUUCAGAUGGCCCUAAUGACGAGGAUAGCAUCGAAAAACCCACUCCUUAUGACCUUGAUGUUGCCGUACUGGAUGCUGCUGAAGCAGCAGGCGUUCAGCAUAUCGUGUACAGUUCGGCGGCCAGCCCUCACCGGGCAACCAAGGGUCGUAUUAAUCUGACAGGGUUUGAUUACAAAACCUAUGCCGAGGAAUAUGCGCGGAGCGAAAAGAGUUUCACAACCUUUACUGCCGUCCUCCCCGCCUCUUUUAUGGAGUGCUGGACGCAAGAGUGCUUCUGUCAAAUAUGGGGUGGGUUCCCUUGGUAUCGAAAUGGCCAAAAGGAAGUAGUCCUGGCCGUUCCUCCCUACGGUGGUGACGGACGGAUGCCCUGGAUAAGUGUUCAGGAUGACCUCGGGGAUAUCGUUCAUGGUAUAUUUCUCAACCCGCAGCGGUACGACCAGAAACAGGUCCAAGCCAUCAGCCAGCUUAUCAAACUGGAGGAUAUGGCGAAGGAACUUACUAAAGUCCAUGAGUCUUACAAAGAACAUGUAGCCACCGGUACACCCGUGCGAUAUCAGCAGCUUGCCUCGUGGAGGGAUGUCCCCCAUGAUGGAAGCCAUCUACGUGAAGAGGCCCGCUUGAUGUUUUUCUUUAUGAACUUCUGUGGUGGGAAAUGGUUCGCGGAACAUGCUAGCGAUGACACUGCGGCGCGUGAGUGCAAGCAGGCGGCUGUAGAGGCCCGGGGAUGCUCGACUGGGAAUCUCACCACCUUCAAAGAAUGGUUUACGCGUGAGUCGGCAAACCAUGUCUAG